Molecule: messenger RNA, 3806 nt
Organism: Syngnathus typhle (broad-nosed pipefish)
Lineage: Eukaryota; Metazoa; Chordata; Actinopteri; Syngnathiformes; Syngnathidae
Gene: paxip1
Product: PAX interacting (with transcription-activation domain) protein 1
Exons: 23
Coding region: 139-3558 (1139 amino acids)
Biological process (GO): positive regulation of transcription initiation by RNA polymerase II
Cellular component (GO): nucleus
Source: RefSeq, a predicted model, not a curated record
GACGCGCUCACCGAUUUGGCGCUAGAGAAGCCCGGGUCUCCUGCUCUAAGCACACAGCAGUCGCAGUAAUGUGCAGUUUUUAAACCUUUAGCUUUAGGAUCGCAUAAAUGUUUUAUCAUAUGAAUUUAAUGGACAGUCAUGUCUGAAGAGGAAAGUAAGGUUGUUGAUGAACUUUUUAAAGAUGUCAAAUUCUACGUGGUUGGGGACAUUGACCCAAAGGUGGUGCAGUUGUUGAAAGACGGAAAAGGCAAAGAGGUCUCCUACAAUGCUCUGGCUACUCAUAUUAUUGCAGAGGAUGGGGACAACCCAGAGGUGGGGGAAUCUCGUGAGGUUUUUGAUCUUCCUGUGGUAAAGCCAUCCUGGGUGAUCCUCUCUGUUCGAUGUGGAGACCUUUUACCUGUCACAGGGUUCUCUCCAGAAUCGGGUCAAAUAUUCUUUGGAGUGACAGCCUGUCUUCCUUGUCUUCCAGACGACCUCAAUGCAUUGUGGGCAUAUAUAACUUUUUAUGGCGGAGAAUGUCAGCUUAACCUUAACAAAAAAGUAACUCAUUUGGUGGUGAAUGAACCAAAGGGGGCCAAGUUUGAGUGUGCCCUUAAACAUCCUGGAAUUAAGAUUGUCACUCCAGACUGGAUAACAGAUUCAGUAAAAGCUAAGAGCCGGAAUGAUGAAUCGCUCUAUCACCCUCGACUUACUUAUGUGGAGCCAGAGGAAGCGGAUGAGAGUGAGCCAGAGUCAUAUGACCAACACUCCCAUUCAGAUGGAAGCUACAGUCCACGACGCUCCCGGAUGUCCAGUGGUGGCUCGUCAGCAGAGUCAAGUCCUCGCAGACGACCUGGCCCCAAAAAACUGAACUCCAUCUCCCCGUCGUCCCCACGGAAAACUGAACGCCGCAGCGAGCGCAUGUUUGACGACUCUGAUGAUGACUCGUCCACAGAAAAGGAGGGCACUAACCUCAACUGGACACCUGCUGAGGUUGUGACACCAACCCCUCCAUUUGCAUCAGGCACUGCCAGGCGGCGAAGUGGACCACCUGGCAACAAGGAUCCCGUAUCCUCAACAGGCAGUGGGUUGAUCAACCUGUGUGCCACUGUUCCUCCAGUCCCUGGCGCCGGACCCAUAUCAACAGAGGUCCGCACUGCUGCUGCCAUCAGUCAAAAUGCACAACAAGUUCCAGACAACAUGCCCGGUUGGAGCCCAGCCGCUAGAACACUUCGCAACAUUACCAACAAUUCUGACAUGCAACCAACUAUUCGACCCACUAAUGUAGCACAUAUUAUCCAGAAUCUGACAGCCAAUCAGGGAAAGCCAAUAGAGCAACAAACCAAUCAAAGCCAUGCUCAGACUCCAAACAGUAACAACCCCCUUCUGUUCAAUCAGUCCAAAAUGGCUGGGCAACAACUCACUGCGCAGCAGCAGCAGUUAAUGCAACAGUCACAUCAGACAGUUCAACAACAUCAUCAACAGUUACCCCAACAAGCGCAACAUCCAGUGAUGCAGCUCCAGCAGCAGCAGCAGCAGCAGCAGCAGCAGCAGCAGCAGCAACAACAACAGCAGCAGCAUCAAAUGAUGCAGCUACAUCACCAACAGCAACAGUCACAAGUUGUACAACAGCAGGGGUUCCCUCAGUUGUCCCAACAGCAUCAGUUCCUUCAGCAGCAGCAGCAGCAGCAACAGCAGCAGCAGCAGCAGCAACAACAAAUGCACCAACAGCAGAUGUUUUCCCAACAGCAGCAACACACCUUCUCUCAGCAGCAGCUGCGCCCUCAGCAGCUCUUACGCCCUGGUCUACAGCAGCUGCAACAGCAGCAAGCUCUGCAACAACAGCUCCAGCAAUUCCAACAGCAGCAACGCAUGCAGAUCUUACAACAACAACAACAGCAGCAACAACAACAACAACAAAAUCAACAACAAUUACACCAACAGCAUCUACAGCAGCAACAACAGCAACACUUCUUGCAACAGCAGCAACAAAUCCAGCAGCUGCAGCAACAGCAGCUGCAGAAUCAUCAUCAGCAGGCCAUACAGCAUCAGAACCAACAGGCCAUGCAGCAGCAACAGCAGCUUCAGCAGCAGCAGCAACAAACUAUUCAGCCGCAGCCACAGCAGCCUGCUCAUAUCUCUCUUUUUGGACAUGAGCCAGGACAAGAAAUUCCACAGGACGGGUUUUUGCUGGGAUGUGUGUUUGCCAUUGCUGACUAUCCAGAACAGAUAGCAGACAAACAGCUGCUGGCCACAUGGAAACGGGUGAUCCAGUUCUAUGGUGGUGUUGUUGACCCCUCCCUGACCAGUCAAUGUACUCACCUGCUUUGUGAGAGUCAGGUCAGCAACAUGUAUGUCCAGGCCCUCAGAGAGGGAAAACGCUGUGUGACAGCCCACUGGUUAGACACAGUCCUCAAACGGAAGAGGAUGGUCCCUCCUCAUCGGACGCUUCACCUGCCAUUUGCCUUCCCUCCUGGAGCCAAGCCUUGCUCUCAACAUAUUAUAUCUGUGACUGGUUUUGUGGAUGCUGACAGAGAUGACUUGAAGCUGAUGUCGUACUUGGCCGGUGCCAGAUACACCGGGUACCUGUGUCGGAGCAACACCGUCCUUAUCUGCAAAGAACCCACUGGGCUCAAGUAUGAGAAGGCCAAAGAGUGGAAGAUUCCAUGCGUAAACGCUCAGUGGAUGUGCGAUAUUCUUCUGGGAAACUUUGAAGCAUUAAGACAAAUUCACCACAGCAGAUACUCAAUUUAUACGCAUCCUGAGCCGCUGGUGCCAAACCUCCAGUUGGUCCAGAACUUGCUUGCCCCUUGGAGAACACCCGUCAAAGUAUCUCAAGAAGCUUUAGCGAACCUGCUGCUCAUCCAGAAACAGAAGCUGGCUGACUCCACAAACCAGCCAGCCAACAAAAAGGCGAGAUUGGAGGAGAUCCAGUCUCCCAGUAAGAAGCUUCCACCAGAGUCCACUCCAAGAGUUGUUUUCACAGGGUUCGACCCCACUGAAGUUCAGCAAUACACAAAGAGGCUGCACGCUUUAGGUGGUGAAGUAGCAGAGGGCAGUCUGAAGGCGACUCACCUGGUGGCAAGUAAAGUGAUGCGCACCAUCAAAUUUCUCGCCGCAAUGUCUGUGGUGAAACAUAUCGUCACCCCAGAGUGGCUUGAAGAGAGCUGGAGGAGCCAGAAGUUUGUUGAUGAACAGAACUACAUUCUGCGGGAUACCGAAACCGAGGUCUUGUUUGGUUUCACUCUGGAAGAAUCACUCAAGAAAGCCCACAGUGCACCACUCUUCAAGGGAAAGUAUUUUUAUCUAACCCCUGGAAUCAGCCCCAGCCUCAGCAGCAUGAAGUUGAUUGUAGAAAGUGCUGGAGGGAGAGUCGUCGCGAAACAACCUUCUUACAGGAAGAUAAUGGAGCAUAAACAGAACAAGAAUCUCCCAGAAAUCAUCUUGAUUUCAUGUGACAAUGAUCUACACUUGUGUAGAGAGUACUUUGUCAAAAACAUUGAUGUCCACAACGCUGAGUUCAUUCUGACCGGAGUUCUCACCCAGAAACUUAACUAUGAUUCGUAUAAGUUCACUUGAUGAAACAAUGAAGACAAUGAAGAGGAGCAAUCCGUGUUAAACCACACUGACUUUUCUAUGUUUUUACUUUUGUGCAUAGAUAAUCCAGUGUUUUUUGUAGUUUUUGGUAUACGUUUCUGAAUAAAUAAAUAGAUGUUAUUUUUGUCAGAUUAAUGUUCAAAUUUUGGACUGUUUUAAAUCUUGUUCUCACUGUUCAAUGUGUACAGGCUUAAUAUAAUGCUUUUUUGGGAAUAAAAUUGAUAAUUAUU